Molecule: messenger RNA, 17040 nt
Organism: Plasmodium malariae
Lineage: Eukaryota; Apicomplexa; Aconoidasida; Haemosporida; Plasmodiidae
Product: conserved Plasmodium protein, unknown function
Exons: 1
Coding region: 1-17040 (5679 amino acids)
Source: RefSeq, a predicted model, not a curated record
AUGAAUAAUUAUUCCACGAAUAACAUAGAAAAAAGUAAGAUAAAUAAGACAAAUAAAGUAAAUAAUAUUCAUAAAAGUCUAAGUGAAGAUAUAAAGAAGCAAAAUACAAAUAAUGGAAUAGUAGAACAUAAUAAAGGGAGUAGCAUAAAAAAUGAAAAAAUUAUGGAGCAUAAUAUUGUAGAUGAAGUAGUUAAACUGAAAACGGAAUUAAAAAAUGCUUUAAUAGAAAAUAGUGAAUUGAAAAAGAAAUAUAAUGAAGAUACUGAAAAGUUAAAUUUACUUUCUUUAAAAAAUGCUUCUCUUUUAAAUGAGUUAUUGGAUGAAAAAAACAAAAUUCAAAUUAAGUACAAUACUUAUAAAGAGGAAUCAUUGAAUGAUAUAAAAAGACUACAAGAAGAAUUGGAUAAAAAUGUGGUUAUGCUAAAUUGUUUAAAAGAUGAACUUCUGUUUAAGGAAGAGGAAUUAAAAAAGGCUGAAAUUAUUGAGAAGCUUUAUAAGCAAGAAACGGAAAUAAAUCAAGAAAAGGAAAUUAAAAUAAAAGCCUUAGAAAAGGUUAUAAAGGAAAGGAAGAAUAUAACCAUAAAUAGUAAUGGGACAAACAACAGUAAUGAAGCAAUUAAUGAUAAUUUUAAAGAGGAAGUACAAUUACUACAAAUAGAAUUAGAGAACAAGAAUGACGAAUUAAAGAUUUUAAAUAAAAAGUAUGAACAUAUAAAAAAAACGAACAAAGAUAUAGAAAAGAAAAUAUAUUUUUUAAAAGAAGAAGUGGAUUAUUAUAAAAAUAAUGAAAACAGUUUUAUAAUGCAAAAUAUUUUUAAUGCAGAAAAUAAUCUAGAUGAAUCUUUAUGUAAAAAGCACCUUAUGAAAAUGUCUAUUUUGUACAAUGUAUUAUAUAAAAUAGUUGUAUAUGACCAUAAAAGCUUGCUCGAAAGAGAUAAGCUCAUUUAUUCUUUAGAAAAGGAAAAUACACAUUUUUUAAAAAAAUUCGUUGCAGAUGAAAUGUACACGCUUUACCUAAAAGAUUGUAUUAGUAAAAUUAAUUUGACCUAUCAAAUAGAUUUACAUAAACAAGAAAAAAAGUUCAUAUUACUAAAUGCGGAGUAUGAUGAUCUUUACAAUAAAUUUUUACAUGAAAAGAAUGAAAAUUGUUUACUAAAUGAAAAAUACGAUAAAAUUAUUUUUAGUCAAAAAAAAGAAAUACAUAAUUUAAAAAGUCAUAUAUCUAUUCAGAAUAAAGAUAAAGAAAUAUUAACAAAAUACAUUGACAAUUAUAUCACAUAUAUAGAAAAUUCUUACGAAAAGUAUUGCACACUAAGUAACGAAUAUAUAAAUUUAGAGCAACUGGUAAAAGAUCUUGAAGAAAAAAAUGCAAAUUUAGUGGUCCUUGUCAGUCAGAUAAAUAAGGAUUAUAAUGAGGACUGUGCUAACGAUAAUACUACUAUAAACGCGAGUGAAACAAAUGGGAGUAGUACUAACACAAUAGGUAAAAGAAAUACUAUAACGUUAGAUGUUGACCACAUGAAAUUAAUUAAAAACGAUAUUAAAGAUAAAGAUAUUAAAAUUAUAGAAUUAGAAAGUAGAAAUUUAAAAUUAGUCAAAACUAUUGAUAAGUUAAAUGAAGAACUAUUCAAUAAUAAGAAAGGUGAGCACACAGAUGGUGAAUCAAAAAAAAUUAAAGACUUAUGUUUUGAUCUGAAAGAUAUUUGUUCUAACCUAGAAAUAGAAAUUAAAGAAAAGAAUUACAUAAUAGAUGAACUAACGGAAAAGUUAAAUCAAUCAGAAAAAAAAAAUAAGGAUAACCAAGUAAUAUUAGAAUUAUCUGAAUUCAGGAUUCAAAAUUUUAAUGAUAAUAUAAAAUAUUACCAACAAAAGGUAAAUGAAUUAAGCGAACAAUUACAAAAGAAGGAAGCUGAAAUAGCUAUUUUUCAUGAAUACAACGAGAGGUUAAAAGAAGAGAAGGUUAAAAUGGAAUAUGAAAAUAUAAAAAUUAUGGAAAAAUUGAACGAAUUGCAAAUAGAAAAUGAUCAUCUAACAAAAGGAACCGUAUUUCUGAACAGCGAAUUAAAUAAUAAUAACACGAAUAACUGCAGCAAUGUUAUCAGUAAUAAUGUUAUUAACCAUAAUAUAAGUGAUAAGGGGGAGUUACUUCCUAAUAAAGGGGGUCUCGUUGUGGAUGACCUGUUAUAUGUAAAUGAAAAAUCAUCUAUACAAAAUGAAGAUAGAAACGAAAGAACCCCUGAAUAUGAAAAUACAAGAGAACAAGAUAACCGAUAUAAUGGAAUUUUCAAAUUUAUGCAAUCUAAAAAAAAUGCUUCUGAAGAAAAGAGUGAUUUGAUGUUCAGAAUAGAUAAAUUGACUGAUGAAAAUAUACUGUUAAUUAAGGAAAAUGAAGAAAUAUUUGAUAAAUUACAGAUGAUAACAAAUGAAAAUGUCAGAAUUAAGAAUGAAUUAAUGUAUGCGAAAUCGGAUGCAGAGAAGUCUUUGUUUUGUUUAGAAUAUGAAAAAAAAGAAAAAUUAAAAUAUAAAUUAUUAUUAAGACAAAAAAAAAGAAAAGGAAAAGAACUCAAAAGAACAUUCAACAAAAUAAUGUGUACAGUAAAAGAUUUAGUUAUAAAUAUAAAAAGAAUUGAUAGGGAAAAUAAGAAAAAUGAUAUUAAUAAUUCGUUUUUUAUUUCUUCUUCCUCUGAAAAUAAUUCAAAAGAAGAUUUAUUGUCAGACAGUGGAAAGACAAACACACAAUUAAUGGUGUCCUCUGUUGCUAAGUCGAGGAAAAGCCAUAACAACACAAGUAUAGAUGGAAAGAAUAGUUUUAAUAGUAGAUCAACAAAAGUAUUCAAAUCAUUAGAAAAGGAGGAACAUUUAAAACGUAGUUCUAGUGAAAAUUAUAGAAUUACCAAAAAGGAAAAGAAAAUGAAGAUGAAAAUUGUGUACAUGAAAAUAAAAAUGCACAGAUUUUCCAUAAAUAGUCAUUUCAAAAUAAACGUGAAAAAAUACAAAAAGGCAUACAGACAGUUGAGUGGAACUCUGUCUUAUUUAAAUGAGAAAGAAAAUGUAAACUUAAUUGUAUUAACAGAUCAGGAAAGAAAUGUAAAAGGUUUGGAAACGUUUUAUUCUAUACCUAACAGUACGGAUUCAAGAGUAAUAAUACAGGAAAAUCAGAAGGAAAAAAAAGAAAAAAUAAGUGACUUUUCCAUGUUUCAAUCUGGAAAGAUGAUAAAUAAUCUUAAUUAUAUAAAAAGAAAAUACGAAUCAAAAAUAAAAGAAACAUUAAUGAUGCAAAGGAAACUAAUAGAUAAUGAGAAGGAAUUAAAUUGUACUAAUAUGAAAUAUGAGAAUUUGCUAAAUGAACACGAUUCGUUAAUUACCGAGAUAAGGGAAAGAACAGAGAAAUUAGGAAGUAUUGAAAAGAGUUAUAAUUUAUUGUUUGAAAAAUAUAGUGAAACACAAGAUGAAAUAAAAAUGCAUGAACAGAAAACGCAAGAUAUAUUUAAUGAAUGUAAUGAGCUGGUAGAAUAUAUGAAGAAAAAAGAAAAUAAAAUAAAAGAAUUUGAUGAACAUUUAAAGAAAAUGGAAUUUAAAUAUAAUGAAGAAAGAGAGAAAAAUGAUAUUUUAACUAAGGACAAUAUCGCAUUAGAUAAUUUAAAUUUAAAAUAUAAGGAAGACAUUGAUCUUUAUAAGAAAAAAUUCGAAAGUAUACAAACUGAGCUAAAAUUAAGAUUAUCCAAAAUUGAAGAAUUAGAAUUGAUUCAGAAAAAUACAGAAAAUGAAAUGUUUUAUUUAAAAUCAGCUACGUAUAAAUAUGAAACUAAUUUAAAAGAAGCCCAUGAUGAUUUAAAUAAUAUGAGUGAGGUGACUACCAAAUUGCAGAAAGAAUUACGUGAUAAGCAGAUUAACGCAGAUAUGCUGAAAGAUCAAAUUUUAAAUAGAGACUACUUCUUGUACAAUAUAAACGAAUUGUAUAAAAAGAAAGAAUAUUUUUAUAAAAAUUUAAAACAAAGGGUUCAGGGGUUUAACAAAAUGUUUAUAGAAUUAUGUGAAAGUUUUGAAAUGAAUGAGAUUAAAAAAUUUAAUGAGUUGUAUGAAACAUUUGAAUUUAAUGAUUCUGAUUACAAGAAAAAUAUUCUACACUUUCAACUAAAUGAAAAAGACAAGUUUUCAGAAACGGUAGAGGAUAUUGUAAAAACGGUAGAUGCAUUAAGUGAGUUUAAUUUAAAAUUUGAAGAAGAAAGAAACGAAAUGGUAGCUAGAAUUAAUGAGUUAGAAAAUAAAUUAAAAGUUAAAAUGAAUGAAUAUAAUCAGCUCUACGAACAAUACGAAAAUAAUAUCAAAAAUAUUCUAACUGAAAGAGAUGAAAGAGUAGAAGAUUGCUUAACUCUUUCAGAGGAUGUAAAGAAAAAGAAUAAUGAAAUUAAUAUACUAAUGAAACAAUUAGAUGAAAAAAAUCUAGAAUUUAAUGAAAUACAAAUGAAAUGUAAUUUUUUGAGUAACGAAUUGAAAAAUGUGGAAAAUUCGAAAAUUCAUCUGAAAGAAAGAUUAACAGAAAUUGAAAAUGAUCAAGAAAAACAAAUUGACUUUUUAGCAAAAGAAAAUGAUUGUUUAAAAGAGGAUAUAUACAAUAUAAAAAACGUCAUGCAUAAUUUGGAUGAAGAAAUAAUUAAAUUGAAGAAAACCAUUGAUAUUCUUAAGCAGGAAAAAUAUACAUACGAAAAUGAAAUGGAAAAAUUAAGAGAAAUUCUAGAGGAGGAAAAAAGAUUUAAUGAUAUAUUAAAAGAAAAUGAAAAAAAUUUUAUAAACGAAAUAAAGGAAGCACAUCAAUAUGCUAUUAAAAAGGAGGAAGAAAUUAAUACUUUGAAAUUGAAUUAUCAAUUAGAGCAAAAUAAAUACAUAGACGAAAUUGAUAAUUUGAAAAUAAAAAAUAAAGAAAUUCAAAAUUCUGUGAAAAAUCAAUUAAAAAUGGUAUCCGAUUUAGAAUUGCAAAUGUUAGAAUAUAAAGUGUUGUUAGAUAAAAAUACUAGCAUGAAAAUUUUAGUUCAAGAAUUAGAAGGUAAAAUUGAUGAGUUAAUAAAAGAUAAUGAAAAAUUAUGUAUUGAUUUAAAAAAAGAAAAGCUUGUUAAUGAAGAAAAGGAAAAAAAUAUACUAGCAUUAAACGAAGAUAUUAAAUUGCGCGAAACCAAAAUUCUUGAACACGAUUCCAUGUUGUUAAAACUUAAGGAUGAAAAAGAGCAAUUAAAUCAGGAAAUUUUCAUCUUAAAUGAUAUUAAAAAAAAUAAAGAUAAUAUAAUAGAAGAAUUAGAAAACAAUUUGAGAAAAGCUGUUUUUGGUGAUAUUAAAAUUAACGAAAUGGAAAAGACGCAAUUAGAAUACAAAAUAUUUACCGAAGAGGACUUAGGAAUAAAAGCCAAUGAGGAUGUAGAUUUGGAUGACCUAAUCAGUUCAGGCAUGUGCAUUUUUAAUAACAACAACAGAGGAAGUAGCAAAUUUGUUAGCAACAAUAUUAGUAAUAACAAUAAUUAUAACAGUAAUGUAAACAAUGUGAACGGAAUCGUAGAAUUAAAAAAAUAUAGUCUAUUUUUGAAGGAGGAGAACGAUGCAAUUAAACAAGAGCUAAGAAAAUUAAAAGACAAAUCAUCCAUAGAUAACAGAAGAUAUGUAGAAAUGGAAAGAAUAAUAGAAAGGAGAGAUGAUAUUAUCAGAAAGAUGAAUAAUGAAAUUAUUGCGUAUAAUGAAAAAAUUAAAAGUCUUGAAAAAGACACAAAUCAACUUAGUUCAGAAUUGUAUGCAGUAAAUGAAUUACUUGCACUUAGAAGUGAUGAAUGCAAAGAAUUAUCCAUCGAAUUAUAUGAAUUGACGGAUGUUAAAAAUAAGUUAAUGGUUAAAAAUGAAAUUCUUGAAAAACAAAUAGAUUUCUUUAAACAUGAAGUUGAAGAGAAAUCUGAGUUGUUAAAUGAUUUAGAUAUGAAAAAGACGGAAAACAAAAAUAAGGAGUAUGAAAAAAGCGUUAUAAUUAAUGAAUAUAACAGGACCUUAAAUGUUUAUUAUAAAAUAUGCUCCCACAUCAUUUACUACAAAAAGUACUUAGAAAAGGAACUAAACGCAAAGGAUAAAUACAACAAUGAUAGGAAGGAGGUGCAUAUGCAGGAGGAUGCGCGGACAGACAUAAAAAUGAACAUUGACAAGGAAAACGAGACUGAUGAUGAGGAGAACGGAAUGCUUAUCCGUUCUCUAAACCUGAGCAGUCUUCACAGUUCGAUGAACAGCGAUAUAGGUAAUAUAAAACCAAAUGACACCAAUGAAAUUUUCAAUUAUAUAAAUGAUUUUCUUAAAUGUAUAAGGCAACUAAUAUUUAAAAAAAGGGUAUUUGAAUCCAAGUUAGAAAACGCUGAAAAGAAAUAUAAUGAUUUUAAGGAAAAAUUAAAAGAAGACAAGGAUCUAAUAAAUGAUUUGAAAAAAAAACUAAGGGAAAAUGAGGAACGCAAUAAUGCAAGCAGUUCAAAUAGGAAUAAAAAUGAGGAGUAUAACAAAUAUAAUGUGGAAAAUUUUGAAGACUACAAUUCUGAAGGCAGCAUUUUCGACAGUAACAGCAUUUCUGUGAAUUAUAAAGAACUAAGUAGAGAUAUCCGAAGUUGUAGUCAUAAAAAUGAUACGAUAGAAAGAAAACAUUUAUUAAUUUUAAAAUAUGAAAAUGAAAAGUUAAUACAAGAAAAUAAAUAUCUAAACGAACAAGUAAAUAACUUAAUGAAUAUGGAAAAUUGCGUAAACGAAUUGAAGAAAAAGAAUGAGCUUUUCGAAAAGGGCAAUGCAACACACAAUGAAUAUGGAUUUGUAGCUGAAAAUAAAUAUCUUAAAUUUCAAAUAGACGCAAUAUCGAACGAAUUAAAUAUAUAUAGAAAUAAAAAUGAAUAUUUAAAAAAGAAAACUGUAAAUUAUGAAGACAUAAUUGAUAGCUUACAAAAAGAAAUAAUUACUAUUAUUGAUAAACAAAAGGAAUGUGAUGAAGAAUUCUAUAAAAUAGAAAAACAAUUAGAAAAAAAAAAUGAACACAUAGAAUACUUAAUGAACAAGAGAAAAGAAGAUGAAGAACGUGUGGAAACAGAAUAUGCGAAGUGCUUAAAAUUGGAAAACGAAUUUUUAGCCUUAACUGAUGAUAUAUUUAAAAAAGAGUCUAAGAUAAAUGAAUAUGAAGAAAUAAUAAAAAAAUUAAACGACGACAUAAAGGAACAUAUUAUCGAAAAAGAAGAACUGCAAACAUAUGCGCAAAAUUUAAAAAACAAAUAUGGUGCUUUUGAAAAUAAGUAUAAUGAUUUGUACGACAUUUUUGAAAAGGAGAAGCAAGGAAAAUCAGAAUUGGAAAAGAAGGAAGAGAGUGCACUAAUUACAAAAUUAAAAAAUUAUGAUGAUAUUAUAACGGAUAUUUUAAAUGAAAAGGAAACGUUAUUAAAUAAAUAUGAUGAAUUGAAAAGAGUGCAUGAUGAGAAAUUAAAAGUUGAAUCUUCACUACAUAAAGAAAUAAGUGAUCUUCGAAAGAAUAAUCAGAAAUUAAGUGAAAAGAAUAAAUCCUUAAUUGAAGAUGUAAACAAUCUGGUUAAGGAAAAUGAAGAAUACAACAUAAAAUUAGUAGAUUUGGAUAAAGAAAAAUUUGAUCUAUAUAUGAAAUAUUUAAAAUUGUCUGAAGAAUUUAAUAACCUUCCAUCCUCAUCCCUAUAUGAGAAUAUUAAGGCGAAGAAGCAAGCUAGCGAUGAUUAUUUGACUGAGUCGUGUCAAUUAAGGGAGAAGGAAAUAAAGGAAAGGGAAAAUUUUCUAGAAAUGAGGCAUAUUAGUUUAUGUGAUUAUAAUGAUGAUCGUAGGAAAGACAUUGAACAGUUACAUUAUUUUGAUGAAAAGGAUGGAGAAGAAGAAAAAAAAAAAAUAAAUAAAAUAAAAAAUUAUACUACUACUGCUACUAAUAAUAGUAAUAAUAAUAAUUGUGAUAAUAAGCAUAAUAAAGCAGCAAAAAUAAAGGAUAACAACAGUGAGAAAAGCAUUAUUUUGAAUAAUUUAAAAAACGAAAUGAACGAUUUAAGAAUUGAAAAUGAUUUACUUAAAGCAAAAAUUAGUGAAUUAGAAUACCUGAACGCAAAUGUUUUCAAUGAUAAUAAAGAGUUAAUCAAAAUAAUAUCAUCUUUGCAAAAGGACAACUCCAGAAGUAAAAGCAAGACGGACGAAGGUAGUCCUUGUGAUAAAAUGCUAGAAAUAGAAAAUUCUCCCAAUAAGCAGGAAUUAAUUAAUAUGAACAAAUUAGAAAAAGAAAAAAACGAAAACUUAAAAUUAGAAAUUUAUAAUCUUAAAAAUAAAAUUGAUGAAUAUAAUAUUAUUCUGAACAAACGUUCUCAUUUUGAAGAGUGCAAUAAGAGAGCAAAAAAUUAUUUGUACUACUUGAACGACAGGAUUAAAGGUUUCAUAGACAUAUUUAGUGAAAAUAAUUUUAACUAUGCAUAUUUUAAAUCGGAACUGAGAAAAAUAAAGUCAAACAAUUUAAUGGUUAUUCAUGACAAUUUUGCGAAUUCUGAUCAUCUGGGAAGUUUCACCAAUUUUGAUAAUUAUAAGAAUACGCCUAGUAACUACUCAGCGGAUGAUGAUACUAGUAGUAGUGUGAGUUCGAAGAUAAUCGUAAAUUUCUUCACAGCGUACGGUGAUAAAAAUAAUGAGAAUGACAUUAUUAUUAGUAGGAUAGAAUUAAGAAAAUUUUAUAAAUACAUUAUAAAGUUAAAGGAAGAUUAUAGUAAAAAAUGCUUAUUAGCAGUUAAUCAAAAGAAUAUGAUUGAGGAAUUAAAUAAAGAAAUAUUUAAUUAUUCAAAACAGAAUAAGAAUUAUCAAGAAGAAGAGAUAAAACUAAAAACAAAAAUAAAUGAAAUAUUAAAUGAAAACUCAGCCAAUGUUGAAAAGUUCCAAAGGAUUCAUGAAAAAUUGUUAAAAGAACUUGAGCAGGAGAUUAGUAAAAACAGCAGUCUGUUAGAAGAAUUAAAUAUUAAGAAUGAGCAACAUAGAAUGUAUGAAGAGAACGAAGCAAGAAUAGAAAAGUUGCUUAACUGUAGAGACACGGAUGACAGUGGCAUACUGAAGAGUAGAGAAGGGAGAAAUAUAAGAAGUAACCCGAGGGGUAGCAGUAGUAAUAGGAAUGAUAGUAAUAAUAUUAAUAGUAAUCAACAUAAUAAUAGUAAUAAUUCUAAUUUGAAUAAAAUUUGUACCUUAUUAGACGAACACAAGGAAGUAAGGCAAAAAAAUUCCAAGUUGCUGUUGGAGAGUAACAAUUUGAUAUCUGAGAAUGAUACACUAAAAGGUGUUAUAGCAAAGAUGGACACUGAAAUAACCAGUUUAAAAAAUGAAUUAAAUGAAAAAAUAGCUAUAAUUAAUAAUAAAGAACACGAAAAUGAACAAUCAUUAUUACACAAUAUUAACAAAUUAGAGAAGGAUGAAACAGUUAACAAGAGAAUUAGCUUUUCUCCAAAUGAUAAUGAUAUUAUUAGGGAAUAUGAGGAUAUCCUUUCAAUAAUUGAAAAAAAAAAUAGCGACUUAGAAAAUAAUUGUGAAAAAUUUUUAAAACAAAAUAAUGAACUAACAGAAAAGUAUAACAGUCUAUGGGAUGAAUACAACUCACUAAAAGAUUUCAUAAAAGAGAAGAAAAUAGAAUUAAAUUUGUUCGAUCUAAACUGUAGUAGUCGAAUAAAACAGAAUGAUGAUAUAAGUCGAAAGGAUUACAUGAAUAUAGAUGUAACAUCACAUAAUGCACAAAAUAGAAUAGGAAAGGAUGGGAACAUAAAUAAUAAACAUAAUAAUUUUCUCCUAUCACCAGAUGACUUAGUGAUACUGACUAAGCACAUAAAUUCUAUAGAAGUUUUAAAUAGAGAUUUACUAAAAAAUGACAGUCUCGAAACAUAUAUCAAAUUAAUCAGAAGAGAUAUUAAUAACAUUUUGAAGGAGGAGUAUAACAAUGAAGUUACUAAGUCGACAAACGAACUAAUUAAUAAACUAAAGCAAAAAGAAGAGGAGAUAAAGAAGUACGAAAUUGUGGUUAACAAUAUGAACAUGCACUUGAAUAAUAAAGAAGAAAUAGUUAAUAAUUUAAAAAAUAUAUAUGAAGAAGAAUUAAGAAGAAAAAAAGAUUUGAAAAAGAAAUUGAAUGAAUCUUUUGAAGAGACUAAAGCUACUAGCAAUGUGCAUGACUUGCAAAAUGAUGAAAUGAUUAUAAAAAUAAGGAACGGAUAUGAAGAACUACUAAACGAGUAUAAUAUAUCGAUAAAUACAUUAGAAGAAACUAAAGGGAAAUUGGAAAUUUUGAAAAAUGAAAAGGAUAAAAUAGAAAAAUUAAAAGAUAUAGAAAUUAAUGAUAAAGAACAUAUUAUUAAAAAGUUAGAGUUAGUAAAUAGUCAAUUAAAAGAAAAAGCAGAGAAUGUAAAAAAUACACUAAAUGAAGAAUUGCAAUUAAAAGAGGAUAUAAUUAGUGAGAAAUUGCAAGUAGUGGAGGAAUUAGGUAAAGAAGUACAUUUUCUGAAAAGUGAAAAAUCUAGUAAUACAAAAUAUAUCAGUGAAUUGGAACUACAAAUAGCUAAUCUAAAUAAUGAAAUAAAUACGUUAAAUAAUCUCUUAAAUGAUUCAAAGGAAGAAAAGAAUUUAAUAAAUAGUACAUUAGAGGAAAAAGAAAAUGAAAUUGUUAACCUGAGAAAUAAAAUAGAUAACUAUGUUGAUCUAUUAAACGAAAAGAAUAAAUAUGAAAAUGUAAUAGAUCAUGGUAUCAAAAGGAGUAGUACUACAUUUGAAAAGGAAAAAAGUAUAGUAAAAAAGAACGAAAUGGAUCACUAUGAAAACGAACUGGAUGAAUUAAAAAGAAAGAAUCAAAUACAAAGUGAUUUACAUUAUAAAAAAUUAAAUGAACUAAGAAUAGACUUAAAAAAUUCAUGUGCGAGUUAUAAUCAACUAAAAUUUGAUAGCGAGAAAAAAAUUGAAUAUUAUAAGGAAGAAGCUAAUAAUUUAAAAUAUUACAUAAAAGGAUUAGAAGAAGAAAAUGAAAAAAAAGAUAAAAAAUAUGCCCUAAUAGAAUUAGCUAUAAAAGAAAUGGACAAGGAAAUAAUCAUACUUAAAGCAGAUAUAAAAGACAAACUUUUGUAUAUAUCAGAUCUUGAGAAAAAUAUUGAUCAGAGGAAAAGAGAUAUGCAGCUUUUAGAAGAAGACAUUAUCAUUGUUCAACAUAUAAUUAUUACCUAUAUUGAAUCGGAUGGAACUAAUAUUGAUGAAUUCGUAAAAGAAUUAUAUGACAAAACGAAGACAAAAUAUUUGCUGUUUAUAAAGGAUAUUAUGAUAAAAGUGCAUCAGUACUAUAUCAAAGUAGAACUAAAGAAAAGGCACGAAAUGAAUAAUGACAAUCUGAUAAAGAUAAAAGAUGAAAUUUUUAACUUAGAAGAAAAAUUAAAUCAAAUGGUUAUAGAGAAAAACUUGUAUGAGAGGGAAGCACAGGAGAGGAAACAUGAAUUAGACAUAUUACAGGAUGAAAAGGAAUCAUAUACUAACGAACUGAAAAACUUAGUAAACCAGCUUGAUAAAAAAAGAGAAGAAAUAACAUAUAUAAAUGAUAAGUUAGAUGAAGUAGAUAUUAGAGAAAAAAAUGUAAAAUAUAAGGAAAAUGAAUUAUUAAUCAAGAAUGAAAAUUUUAUGAACAAGGAAAAUGAACUUAUGAAAAACAAAGAAGAUCUUAUCAGUAGAGAAAGUGAAUUCCUCAAAAAUAAAGAAGAUUUAAUAAGUAAAACAAACGAGUUAAUGAUGAAAAGGGAAGAAUUAAAUAAUGAAAGGAUCCAUGUGGAAGAGUUAAAAAACGAUCUAAUGAUUAAAUUCGAAAAGUUGUACAGCGCACAGAAUGAUAUAAAAAUUAAGGAAACCAAGCUAAAAAAAAUAUACGAAAAACUGAAAGAUCAUGACAUCAUAGAAUUGCUAGAUAUCAACAAUGGUGAUAAUAACAACAGCACUAGUGGAAAUAAUAAGGAUAGGGAUGUCUUGUUAAACAAAUCACCUAGUAACAACAUGAGCAACUCUGCCUCCUUAAGAAUAAUCGAAGAAUAUAACUAUAAUAUAGAAAAUGAAAAUGAUACCUUAAAUUUAGACUCACUUGAAUAUACCACAUAUUUUAUGGAAUUUAAAAGGAAAAUUAAAAAUUUGAAAAAUGAUUUAGUGAAUCGUGAAAAGGAUAUAGAAAUAUACAAGAAGACAUCAGAAAUUGAAAAAAAAGAAAAAGAAUUAUACAAAGUUGAGUUAGAAAAGUUAAAAGAGAUACUACAAUCAGAACAGAUGAGUAGAGGAAAAAUGGAGGAAGAACUGGAAGGACUCAAGGAGCUACUACACGCGGAUCAGAUGAGUAGAGGAAAAAUGGAUGAGAAAGUGGAAGGACUAAAGGAACUACUACACAUGGAACAGAUGAAUAAAGGAAAAAUGGAGGAAGAACUGGAAGGACUCAAGGAGAUACUACACUCCGAACAGAUGAAUAGAAGUAAAAUAGAAAAAGAACUAGAAAGAUACAAAAGUGAUGAUUCUCACAUUUUGAAAUCCCUCAGAAAAUCAGAAGAGCAAAUAAAUGAAAAAAACAAUCAAAUAUUAGAGUUACAACAAAAAUUAAUUGAAUCGGCGCAUGAAAUAAGCAUGAUAAAUAAUAGCAAGAAUGUACUGGAAGAAAAAAUAAAUGAUUAUGAAAAGAAAAUGGACCAUUUAAAUUGUGUAAUAACUAAUCUUGAAAAGGAAAUAAAAGACGUCAACAGGGAGAAGCUAAAUAUUACUAGAAAAUCUAUAGAAAAAAUUAUAGACGACGGGGAGGAUAUUAAAAAAUUAAAAGAGGACUUAGAUGACGCUCAUGAAUUAAUUCUAAAUCUAAAAAAAAAAAAUGAAGAUUUGUACAAUAUAAAUAUAGAAUUGCAAAAGGUAAAUAGUGACAUGAAAUCUGAUAUAGACAUCUUGUUAGCAAAUAUAGAGGAUGUAAAUGAAGAAAAGAAACUACAUGAAAAAAGGUUAAGAGAAGAUGAAGGAAAAUAUAAUGAACUUAAAAUAGUGUAUGAGUCAAAAGUAAUGGAAUGUGAGCAGAUUUAUAACAUGCUAUCUAAAAAGAUGAAAAGAAAAUUAGAGUUACAGAAGGAUAUACAAGAAGAUAAUAAUGUAAAUAUGCAAAGUAGGAACGAUUUGAGCAAUACCGUUAAUAGUGACAAUAUUGAAACGGGUACAAAUGAAGAUGAAAAGUAUAUGCAUGCAUUAAAUGAGAAAAAUAGGGUUAUAGAAGCGUUAAAGGAAAAAAUAGUUCAUAAUGAGGACGAGAUUAUAAAGAAGGAAGAACUUCUAAAUGAAUAUAAAUCUAUAAUUGAUCAUAUUUCAUCUAAAAUACAUAUAUUUGAAGAUAACCUACAAUUUUUGGUACAGUUAAACGAAUAUAUAAGUGAAAAUAAUUACACGUAUGAGAACAUAUUGCAUAUACUAAAUGAUUCACUCAUAUAUAAAAAAAUAAUAAAAAGAAUUCUUAUGGACAAUCCAUUCUUUAAACAAAUUAGUUUAAUAAAACAGCAUCUAGUAGAUGUAAUAAAAAAAAGUGCAUCUAACACGAAGGAGAACUUAAAAUUAAGUUUAAUAAAAAAGAAGGAUUCAGGUAAAAAGGAUAACAAUCAGAAUUCGAAUAAUGCGUUAUAUUUGAGUGAAAACGCACAUUCUUUUCAAAAAGAGAAUGAAGAAUUAGCUGAUAAUUUAGAUUAUGUAUUAAAGGUUAUAGAGGAAGAUUUCAACAAUUUUGAAAGUAUAUGCAUUGAAAUACAUAAUUUGUGUGAAAGAGAAGAACUGAGUACCGUAUAUAAAAAAUUAAAUAUUCUUGAGUAUAGCUAUAACAGUAUUAUAAAUAAUAUUAUAAACAAUGUUAUAAAUGAAAUUAAAAAGAUAAAUAACAUAUCAAAUAAGGAAAAAGGUGAAUUAAAAAAAAAUAUGAAAACUUUAAAAAAAAAAUUGAAUUCAUUGUCUAAUGAUUUUUUAAAAAAUAUAGAAGAAACGGAAAAGCUUAAUGAACUAUUAUCGAAAGAGACCAAACACAAUGAUAGGUUACUAGCAGAAAAAGAAGAACUAAGAAUACUGUACAAGAAAUUAAGUGAUGAAUAUAAUGAUAAGAUUGUAAUUAUACAAAAUAAUGAAUAUGAAUUAAAAAACAUGCAGGAUCAAUUAAUGGAAAAAAAUGAGAACACAACCAAGGCAGAGAAAAUGAACGAGUUUCUAAAAACGGAUCUCACUUAUUUAAAUACGUCUCUUGAUCAAGCAGCGCAAAAUUUAAAUGAAUUAAAUAAUGAAAAUAUAAAAAAUAAGAUUAUGUUAAAGGAGUUAACCGAGGAGAAUGUGUACCUUAAGAAUGAAGUUCAUGAUAAAAUGCAAAUUAUACAGAACCUUGAAAACAAUUUUGAAUCCAAAAAUCAGGUAAUAAACGAGUUAAAGGAGUUCAAUGAUGUAUUAAUUAAAAAAAUUGAGGAUAUGAACAAAGCGAACAUGAGCGAGGAAGAUGCGGAGGAAGGAUAUGGCGCAGUGGAAAAGGGAAGUAGCAAAAAAAAGAGGAAAGAAAAGAAAACAGGUAGAACGGGAAGGAGCAGAAGUAGAAGCAGAAGCAGAAGCAGGAGCAGAAGUAGAUGUAGAAGCAGAAGUAGGAGCAGAAAUAAAAACGGAGUUGGAAACAAUAGGGAUUAUAGCGGAAAUUAUGCAACGGGGUCAUGUGAAGAGAUAAAUAAAAAUGAGUUGAUGAUCAUAAUUAGCAAGUUAGAAAAUGACAACAACAUUCUGAAAGAAGAGUUAGAAAUUUUUAAAAACAAUUUUAAUAUAUUAAAAGAAAAGAAGCAGGAACUGGAGGAAAUAGUAAAUAGUAAUGACGUAGCACUUAAUAAGAGGGAAAUAGAGCUAAAUGAUGCUAUCAUAGAAAAGGAAAAGAUAAUGGAAAGAACGAAUAGAUAUAAAAUCAAGUGCAUUCAGAUCAUAGAUAUAUGUUUUAACAAAGACUUUAAUAUACUAGACAUACGGGAAAAAAUAGUGACCAUAUUUGAAAACGAAGAUGAAGAAAUAAUGGAUAUUAUAAACUGUCAUAGAAGCAUGUUGUAUAAUAAUAACAGUAAUAGAAGUACAAGUAGAAGUAGAAGUAACAGCUGUGGUAGUAAUAGAAAAACUCAUGACAACGAUAAUGACCAUCGUAAUAAGAAUCACAAUAAAAGGGACCAAGUCACAGAAGUACAAGGAGAAGUAGUUAACAUCGAACAGGAGAAGAUGAUGCACAUUGAAGAGAUGAGCAAAAAGAAUGAAGAAUUAAUUAAAAAAAAUGAAGAGAUAUGGAAUUUGAACAAAUAUAUAGAAGAGUUAAACAAAGAAAUAACAAAUAAGAAUUACAUUAUUAUCAAACAUCAACAAAAUAUUGAAGAUAAAAAUGAUAUGUUAGAAAAAAAUCAACAGUAUAUUAAAUUUUUAAAAGAUCAGAUAAAACUACUUUGCAAUAAUAUUGAUGAGAAUAAUUUAUUUGAUAUAAAUAAUGUGAACUUAUCUCCUACUCUUAGAAGUUUUAUUAAAAGAAAAAGCUUUCACGAUAGGUGUUCAUUUGUUGAUAUGAAUGAAAACAAUGAAAAUAAUGUUCCGGAAAAAGGACAAGAGGAUAUUUCUAAAAACAGUGAUUUUUUUGAACAGAGUAGAAGAAAAAGGUUCUCUGAAUAUACUAACCAAGAACCUUUUAAUUUUUAUGAUGAAAAUGAGGUGAAACUUGAAGAAAUGAAUUUAAAAAUGGAUGUAUUAAAUGAUAAGUUAAAAAGUGCAGAGAAAAAAAUAGAAACACUGAAAAAUGAAAAUACCGAUUUAGUAGAAAAGUGUGAAUUUUUAAAAGAUGAACUAAGAAAUAUUCAAGGUACUAAACGUAAUUUAAUGUUAUGUGAGAGCAGAUUAAAUAUAUUAGAAAAAGAAUUAGAAGAAAAACAGAAAAAAUUAGACGCACAAGAUAAAACAGUUAACGAAUGUGUUGAUAUGUAUGUAGAAGAAAAUUCAGAAAAUUUUAAUAAAAUAUUAGAAUUAAAAAAAGUAAAUGAAAAAUAUAAAAUGGAGAUUACCAUUUUGAAUGAUGAAAUAAGUAAAUUAAAAAAUGAGGUUAAUACAUAUAAGAAUGAUAUUAAAAAUAUAAGCUCAACUCUUGACUUUUAUAAAUCUACACAUGAUGAAUUAGUAAAUGAAUUCAGUAAAGAGGAAACAAAUAAUUUAUAUUAUAAAAAUUUAUGUGUACAUUUAAAAAAAGAAAAUGAAAAUUUUAAGGAAAUACUACAAACAGAAGAAGAAAAUAAAGAAGAGCUUAUAAAUACUAUAAAUGAAAUAAGAAAACAGUUAAAUGAUUCAAUCAAAGAGAAUUAUGAAAUAACAUUAGACUUGGAAUUUUUUCAAAUGCAAAAUAAAAUGUUAAAGGAUAGUUGUAAUUAUUAUAAAGAAAGAGAAAAUAUUUUAAUAAAUAAAAUUGACGUUGAUGAAAACGAAUAUAAUAAUUUACAAAGUAUCGAAAAUUACAAAGAUGAAAAUUUAAAAGCAUUUAUUAACAAUCUUAGAGAGGAAAUACAAAAUUUAAAUGAAGAAAUAAAUACAAAAACUAAAACUAUUGUAUCCUUAAAAUAUCAAAUAAAGGAAUAUAACUUUAAUCAAAUUGUUCAAAAAGAUAAAAGCUUACAACAUGAUAAUAUUGAAAAAAUAAUUAAUAUAAAUAAUAUGGCAUAUGUUCAAAGUACCUUGUUCAUUUAUAUUAAUUUAUUUAAAAGUGUUCUCUUUAUUAUAAGUGAAAUACUAUUUUUCACAGACCCAUCUAAUAGUUUGUAUUUUCAUAUUUUAACUCUAUUAAAAUUGAAGUCAACUGAUCAUGAUACGGACGUAGAACUAGACAGUAUGAUCACGAGUUUUCAUUUCUCAAAAAUAGAUUGCGAUAAUAUUUUCCAAUCAGUUCUUAAAUCAAAAAAUAUACUAAGGGAGAAAUUGCAGCUCUUACAGUUGAAAAUUUGUUAG